Messenger RNA from Biomphalaria glabrata, 2926 nucleotides. RefSeq lists its product as uncharacterized. The record is from RefSeq and is a predicted model, not a curated record. Bases 244 to 1728 code for a protein of 494 amino acids. NCBI's taxonomy places the organism in Eukaryota, Metazoa, Mollusca, Gastropoda, Planorbidae. The transcript has 11 exons.
UUAGAGAGGUCUGUUACUAGAUUUAACUAGAUCUAGAUCUAUUAGUGUAUGACUAAAAUUAGAUUUGCAUUGUGACUACAUUAUUAGGCGACCUUAUAAAUAGGCUUUAGAUUUUAGAGUAACCUGUAUAAAUAAGUUUGUGUCUGGUUUUUAUUCGCAAUACAAACAACGGUUACCAAGGGAACAUUACAGUCAUCGAUUAUUUAAUAUUUUCGUCCGGUCCACACAAGUAAACAGAACAGAAUGCCGGCAGAAGUUCGACAAGCCAUGUUGGACUAUUGGAAGGAGCACUCCAAAGAAGGCUCUGUUAAAGAAAUGAUGCUGGACACAUGUGCAGAGGAACUGACAAAAGAAGAACUUCCAGAGAUUUUAUCUUAUUUGCCAGAUUUUAGAGGGAAGACAGUCCUAGAACUUGGAGCUGGCAUAGGGCGUUUCACAGCCGAGAUUGCAAAGAAGGCAGAGAAAGUGAUUGCUGUUGACUUUAUGGAAGACUUUGUAGAAAAGAACAGAAAGGCAAAUCAUCACUUUGGAAAUAUUGAGUUUGUUGUUGCAGAUGUAACCAAGAUAGAAAGGCAAAGUGAAAGUGUUGACUUUAUUUUUUCCAACUGGCUACUGAUGUAUCUAGAAGACAAAGAAGUCCAAGAUCUGUUUGGCAAACUUUUGUCAUGGCUCAGACCUGGUGGUCAAUUGUUUAUAAGAGAAUCCUGUAGACAUCAGUCUGGUGACAAGGACAGAGGGGUGAAUCCAACCCAAUACAGACAGCCUGAAUUGUAUGAGGCAUAUUAUUCAUCUGUCACCCUACCAUGUGAUGCAGAUAAUUUCUAUGGAUUUGAUCUCGUUGUUUCAAAGUCUGUCCACACAUACAUCAAGAGAAAAAAGAACAAUAACCAAAUGCUUUGGCUUCUGGAGAAAGUUAAGAAGGAUAACUCUCAACUUCAUGGUUUCAAAAGUUUCAGGGAGUUUCUCGACAAACAACAAUACUCCACUCGAGGCAUUCUGCUCUAUGAAAAGAUAUAUGGCAAAGCCUUUGUCAGUACUGGUGGACUAGAAACAACUAAGGAAUUCGUGGAGAUGUUAAAUUUGCAGCCUGAACAGAGAGUAUUGGAUGUGGGUGGGGGUCUAGGUGGAAGUGCCUUUUAUAUGGCAAAGAACUUUGGUGUCAGAGUGAUGAUCAUAGAUUUGUCUUCCAACAUGACUCACAUUGGCCUAGACAGAGCUCAGGAGGCAGGGUGUGGUCCUGAUGAAGUCGUCUUUGAAGUUGCAGAUGCCACAAAAAGAGAGUAUCCAGCUGAGUCAUUUGAUGUGAUCUACAGCCGUGACGUCAUCCUUCACAUAGCUGACAAACUGGCUCUAUUUAAAAAGUUUUUUAAAUAUCUGAAACCUGGAGGCAAAAUUCUUAUCUCUGAUUAUUGCUGCAGUCCUGAUUCACAUUCAGAAGAGUUUAAGGCCUAUGUCAAACAAAGAGGUUAUUAUCUACUGUCCCCACCUGCUUAUGGAAAGGUUCUGGAAGCUGCUGGAUUCAUUAAUGUUAUAGCAGAAGACAAGACAGAUCAAUUUUCUGAUAUUCUCAACACAGAAAUUGAACGAACAGAAAGAAUUAAAGAUGAAUUUAUCAAGGAAUUUGAUGAAGAUGGCUACAGAACAAUAGUGGAUGGAUGGAAAGAGAAAAAACAUCGAGUUGAAAGAGGUGAUCAAAGAUGGGCUUUGUUUUAUGCUGUGAAACCAUGAAUGUCAAGGCAUUUUUUUAAAACUUGAAACCUCAAAACUGAAGUAACUCUGCACCUUGCUGUUUCUAGUCUGUUCUAUAAUAGUACUUUCACAUUCAAAUGCUACUGUUAUGAUUACAAUGGUACAUGAUUACAGCACCCAUAUGGGCAUUUUUCAGUGGCAACUAUUAGCUUAUAUUACCGGCAUUUAUUAUACUGGUAUGGCUAAAUGCUUGCUAAAAUUGUUUGCAAAAAGCUUAACACAUUUCUGGUGUUUUCUAGUGAUAGAAUAAUAUACAUUUUUUAUUAUUGAAAAGUGUUCAAUGCAAUCCACAUGACUAUGUUAAAUAUAUGCUGGGACAAUGAUUAGUUGUAUUUUACAAGUUUGUCUUCCAUAAAAAAAUACAAACUUAAUCUUGGGCAUUGUGUAAAUAUAUGAGAGUAUUACUAAGUUAUGACAGUUACUUCAUAUUACAUUAAAUUGUCUUUUCUAAUCAAUAAAUAUUAGCUGGUGCUAGUAUUUAUUUUAUAUGCUAUUUACUAUUUUUAAAAAAUAUAACAUUGUUAUCAAAGUGUUGUUGUGCUUGAUAAACUUUAGAGGAUUUUAUUUUAAUUUUUAUAUGAGAAAUAUCAAUUCAUGAAUGUAAACUGAAAACAAUUCUCAUUAUCUGAAGAGACAAAAAUAAUUUGUUUUCCAAUGUUUUAAUUAUUUGUUCAGUAAACUUUUAUUUCUGUGUUUGCUUUAGCAUUGAUUAGAAUUUUUCUACACAUCAUAUAGCUUAUCAAGUAGUAGUUUUGAAUGUUAUAUGCAUUUGAAAUGUUCAGGUUGUAUUACUUGGUGACAGUUAUCAAUAUUUUUUAAAAAUGUUUCCAUUGUCCAGCGAGUCCAUGAUCUGGAUUUCUUGUUUUCCUAACUCACAUUCAGGGAUUUAUGUAUUUUGUUAACAUCAGCAAUCAGCUUAUGGCAAACCUCCAUCUUUCUUGGGGACUUCAAGGCUGGCAUGCCUCAAGAUGCUUUUAUUUAGGUAAGGAAGAUACAACUGCUGAAUUGGCCAUGAUUAAUGACUGUAGGCCUGUCUCCACAUAGAAACAUUCCAUCCUUACCUUAAAUACAAAGUAUAUUAGAAAUCCUUGCAUUAUUCAUUAUGUGCAUUCUUUGUAACCUACUUGGCAUAGUUCUUGCUGUUUUAAAUAUUUUAAUAAAAUUUGUAUCAAUAUUA